Molecule: messenger RNA, 4429 nt
Organism: Lingula anatina
Lineage: Eukaryota; Metazoa; Brachiopoda; Lingulata; Lingulida; Lingulidae
Product: synaptotagmin-14
Molecular function (GO): phospholipid binding
Source: RefSeq, a predicted model, not a curated record
AAGGACAGCAGCAGGAUGAAUUGGACACAUGAACUUUUCUCCAAUCUGUCACUAAGGAGUGAGAAUGACACAGAGGUGAUGGCUGAUGACAUUUUAAUGGAGACUUCUCUUCCUACUCAGACAGAGGAGACAUUUGUCAAGUAUAGUUUUCAGGUCCCAAUCGAAGCCUAUGCAUUCCUGGGUGCUGUGGUGUGUUUUAUGCUGCUGCUGCUCGUCUUCUUUCUGUACCUCAACAAACAGCUGUGCUUCAAGGAUUGUGGAGGCUUCCCAUGUAUAGACAGGCCCAAGGACAAGAAGGAUAAAGUUAAAGAAUUGGGUACUGCCUAUGCAUAUGAAAAUGACACAUCAAGUGACAGUGAUGACGAGGUGUUGCGUAGAUACCAGAUGGGGCUACAGAGGUCAUCAAGUGUCCACAGUAAAGUAGGGAAAUCAAAAGACAAUGGUCACCGCUCAGAAGAGGAAAAGAAGGUUGUGGAAAAAGACUUGAUAUCACUGAAUGACCAAGGGGAUGGCCAUAAUCCUAGCCACAAGAGUGAGAGUGACCUGAGUUCUACAGCAGCAUCACCCCACCAUGAAGACAGGGGUGACAUGCCAGGCUAUGACAAUGCUGGCUUUGAGGGAAGCCCCACUAAAGGCGCCCAGAGUGAUACCAGGCCUCCUGGGGCAGCAUCGGAUGAGAAUCUCUUUGAUGUAAGUGACAUUCUUCAACCUGAGCCUCCUCUUAUAUCUAAAUGUGGGAGUAUAGAAGUGUCAUUUAGCUACGAUGCUGCCAAACAAAGGAUGAACGUUGGAAUCAUCCAAGCCAAAGACAUUCCGACCAGAGAGAGGGGAGGAGCCAACCACACACAAGUGAGACUACUGCUGCUGCCUAGCAAGAAACAGAGACACAAAACUAGAGUAAAGACAGGAGAGGAUCCAAUAUUUCAGGAAGAGUUUCUAUUCACCAAGAUUGCUCCAGAGGAGGUGAAUGACAUGGGUGUUCGUAUCCGUCUGUAUGGAACAGAAAGGAUGAGGAGAGAGAGGAUGAUAGGGGAGUGUAUCAUAGGGUUUGCCUCACUCAGCCUGGAAGGAGAGAACACACACUGGGUCAACUUGGAGCCGAGGAGUAAUCUCAGCCAUGGUGAGUCUGGGUUUGAUAUGUCCAGUCUGUCGCGCAGUGACAGCGCGUCGUCCACGCAAUCCAUGCAGCAUGGCGGCAUGCCUGAGCUGCUGCUGGGAUUGGCUUACAAUGGCACCACGGGACGGCUGUCUGUGGAGGUGAUCAAGGGAAGCAACUUCAGAAACAUGGCCAUGAACAGAGCUCCAGAUACUUAUGUCAAACUUACACUGAUGUCUCCAAAUGGACAGGAAAUCACAAGAGCAAAGACGUCAAUUCGUAGAGGGCAGCCUAAUCCGUUAUUUAAGGAGACAUUUAUGUUUCAAGUGGCAUUGUUUCAGCUUCCUGAUGUGACAUUAAUGGUGUCAGUGUACAAUAAGAGGAGCAUGAAAAGGAAAGAAAUGAUUGGAUGGUUUUCACUGGGUAUGAACAGCAGCGGAGAGGAGGAAAUCUCACAUUGGAACGACAUGAGGGAGAGCCGAGGAGAGACGGUUUGCAGGUGGCACGUGUUACUGGAGCCUUGAUCCGAGCAGGGACUGUGACUCUCUCUCCUGACAUCUUUUUAAGUAGUCUUGGCACUCAAGGAGGCAGAUUUCACAUCUGUGGGUUUAGUCUUCUUUUUAGUCUGAUAUGGCAAUCUGGUUAAAAAUAUUUUAUGUAAUGGAUGGUAGGUACCAGUUUUUCACUUUAUGGCUUUUAUCUGGUUUUAGAUAAGGUCUGGGUGGAAUAACAUGGAAUAAGGAGAAAAAGGUGAAACAAUCAGCAAAAUCUGAGACUCUCUUUAGACAGUGUAGAUCUGAGACUCUCUUUAGACAGUGUAGUCAUCUUAUUGUUGACAUUCAGUACAGCAACAGACUUUCUAAGAAUGUUUUCACUUUUUGGAAUAUUUGUGAUUUGGCUGUGCCAACAUUUAUUAAAUGUAUUAUCAUCAAAUUAUGUACAAGGCACAAGUAGGAAACUGGAAGGGUGUGUUUGGAAUCAAAAUCCCCAAUGUAACUGUGCAAAAUAAGGUGAUGGUUCGACAUCUGUAUUGUUAAUAAGAGAUUAUAUACAUGUAGUUGUAAAACAUAACAAGGCAUUUAAUUUCUUUUAUACAAAGUUUUAUUUGGUAUUAAGAAAGUCAAGUUACAUUUAAGUUUAUAAUAUCUUUUCUUUUACUAAUCUAAAUUAUUUAAUGGUUCUUCUUUUUUAUGAAUAAUAUUUUAAUCAAUUGAAGAAAUAUACUUCAUUGUUUAAUUUAAAAAAUAUUCUCUAGCUAGGAUAACUAGUCAACUAUGUAUUGAGCAAGUUGCAAAGUGAAAAGGAAUGCAGUUCUUUUAGAGUUCACAUUAUUGUAGUUCUGCUAUCUGAUAAUAACAUACUUGUUUACAAUGUAAAUGUUUAAAAUGUAUUCAGUAGUAAAUGCUUUACAAUUGUGAUGUUUAUUAACUGCGGGGACAUCUUGAUAUUUAAGAUAACUGGUAAGUUAUUGUCUUACUGUUUUUAAAGUGCAAUCUGGCAAGGGUAGAUAGAUAUGAAAUCAGAAGAAUGAGUGUAAAUCUCUUUGAAUGCCAUUAUGUAGGUAUCGUUUGAAUAGUACAUGUGGAGGUGAUUUUGUUUGUAAUUAUUUUUUAAGAUUCCACAAUUGCAUAAUGUUUCAAGAAUUCCAACAAUUUUACAUUUUAUUGGGUAGAGAUUUGUAAGUGUUUACUAAAUUGAAUUUAAUGAAAUUUUGAUUUUAAUGAAGGGUACACCAUAAACAUUUAAAGAACUCCACCAAGUUUCUGUUUUAUGCAAAGGUACAUAAUAUAUCUGUGAAGAAUGUUUGAAAUAAUAUACAUAGACAUUUAUUAUUAAUACCUUAGUAUAUUUUAUCAAUACCUUGUAUUUUAAAUUGGGACAUUAAUGUUUAAAACACAAAUGCAAUCAGUCAAGUAACAGUUGUGAUUUCAUUGUGUUAGUGAAGCUUACAACACAAUUUAUCACAAUUCAGUGAUAGUAUCUGUAUUUUAUCUCCUCCAGAAUGAAAAUGACUCUAUCCUACAGCAGUUCUGUUAAAUGCACUGUUCAUGUGAAGUUCUUGAGUGCAAAUUGAGAUAAAUUGUUCUCUGUCUCACUUAGGAGAGGAGCUGGGCUAGGGCAGUCUUGGGAAGGGUAGGCACACAAGCCUGAGAGUAUAGGUUUAUGUUGAAAAUCAAAUGUGGUCCAUGCACAAAGGUAUAAAUAAUGUGGUUUGGGAGUAAAAGAAAAAAAUCUAUGUGUAAAAAAUUGUUUGGGAGUGAAAUUUUAAACCAUUUUGAAGAAGUUGUACCUGACCUGACUGAGAUUGGCCUCUGGCUUGAGUACGUUUUCUCCAUGAACUUAACCCCCAGACUGAAAGAAAGAAAUAACCUGAGUAAUAUUUGAUGAGUUUAAAACAAGCUUCUAUCAGUACAAAUAAGUUUGUUGAUAUUAAGAUUUGUUACUCUGCUUCCAUUGUGCAAUGAUGGAGAAAUGGCAUCCAAGUUUUCUGCUGUUAGUGUUAAAAUUAUUAAUUGUUUAAAAAAAAUUCUCAUUCUCUAAUGUUAUUCACUUGCUCACUAAAACCAAAUGUGGGGUCUGGGCUGAAAUGAUUUCAAACUUUAUAUCAAUUUCUAAAACACAUAUUUCUUUUUUAUUCAACAGUAUAGUUUUCUGUCAUUUUUGUGGCGUGUAAUUGCAUUCCAAUGAUUUUGAAAACAAUAUUGUUUGUUGUGGCUUUUUAUGCAAAUAUAUCUUCUUUAUAAUAAAUUAUUGUAUCACUACAUGAAUGUUACAAGGCGGUUUUAAUAUUGACUGGGUUAGAAAUGAAUGCUGAUAGAUUUUAUUCAGCCCUUGAGUGAUUUUAUAAUUCUUCAUGUGAUGUAUGUUGUAGAUGCUGUUGCUUGAGCAACAUACUUAUAGGUGGCAGCAAAGUCUGCAGGCAUUCCAGGAGAUUUAUUUUCUUUUUUUAGGGUCCAGUGGACCAGUUAAAAAAGUAUCUUUUCAAGUUGUGGAUGAUAGUCAGUGCAGGUCAUUACAAGUUGCACUUCAUUUUUCCAUUCUUAUUCAUUUGUGUCUAUUGGUUCUUUAAUUGGUCUAACGUAGAAAAUAUGUUAUAUACUUCAUAUUUAAUAUGCCAUGUCAUGAGAAGUACAUAUUUUUCAAUAUCAUAAGCUGUCAUUUUAUCUGUUCAGUAUUUAUGACUUUAUUACAUUGCCUCUUUAACUUGUUAGAUUUAUGGGGAGGUUCUUUGAGAUUGUAAAAACACCUGUGAAAUCCAAACCUAAGUAGGAUCCAAUAAUUAAACCGGUUCCUAACCCGAAGAUAUUAUGAAAUAAAAUAUAUGCAUGUUGA